AUGUCAGGGCUACUUGUUAACCGUCUAAGAAACCGGGUCGUAAUCCUUGGCCUUGUCGGUCUUUUUCUGUCCAUCUUCAUGAGCUCUACUGCCUUGGGCUAUCUCAGGACUAGGAACUACCGAGUCUUCUUCGCCGUCCACAUUACUCUAGCGCCUAUACUUCCGGUUGUUCUCUUCUGGCACGUCAGCCAUUUACGGACCUACAUCUGGGAGGUUGUGGGUGUAUACAUCCUCAUGAUGGCCACCCGCAGCCGAAAUAUCGGCACCUAUCCCGGAACCGUAUCAUUGAUUCCGGGCACCAACCUCAUCAAAAUGGACAUCCCCCUCGCCUCUGACACUAUCCCUCAGAACUGGAAGCCAGGGCAGCACGUUUACGUCUCUCUACCCGCAACUUCUGAGGCUUCACCCACCGUCAAAGAUCUGAUAAGACAGCGCUACCGCACGAACCCCUUCACGAUCGCCUCUUUACCGCACGAGGACGGCCGGAUAACGCUCGUUGCUCGAACACUAGACGGGAACACCAAAAGGCUAGCCGCUCUGGCGCGAUCCCUAUGCGACCAAGCGGACGACGACAAAAAUACUCCAUCCAUCGCCAUCACAAUCGAAGGACCCUACGGCGCCUCAUCCCGCCUACCCGACCUUGCAAGCUACGACUAUGUGCUACUGCUCGCUGGCGGCGUAGGUGCAACAUUCGUUCUUCCAGUCUUCCGCAGCAUCGUGGGUAGAUCCCACUGGCCCUCGCCUGCAGCUGCAAGCCCCCAGAUUCGCUUUGUCUGGACUGUGCGGAGACUCGCAGAAGUACGGUGGGCCUUCCCGGCCGCGGCCAACUCUGGAGGCGCGGCCACGAACGUCGGAUCGAACGCAGAGGUUGAAGUCUACGUCACGCAGAACGGGCAGGCUCUGCAUGAUGGAGCUCAAGACGGUGACCUUGAGAUGGCUGAGGGAGUGAACCUUUUACAUACUGGGAGUGAAGCAGAGAAGAUCGGCGGGAGCGAUGUGAAGCACGGCCGGCCCGACUUGAAGCGCAUAGUUGACGAUGCGUUUGCACAGCCGCGAGGGAAGGUUGCCGUGCUCGUUUGUGGACCUAAGAGGAUGACCGAGGAGACGAGGGAGUUGGUGGGAAGAUGGGUGAGGAAAGGGAGGGAUGUUUACUGGCAUGCAGAGGCGUUCGGGCUUUAG
Coniosporium apollinis CBS 100218 is the source of this 1179-nucleotide messenger RNA. RefSeq lists its product as uncharacterized. The record is from RefSeq and is a predicted model, not a curated record. Gene Ontology annotation, cellular component: plasma membrane. The transcript has a single exon. Gene Ontology annotation, molecular function: ferric-chelate reductase activity. The coding region runs from base 1 to 1179 and encodes 392 amino acids. Lineage: Eukaryota; Fungi; Ascomycota; Dothideomycetes. Gene Ontology annotation, biological process: intracellular iron ion homeostasis; copper ion import; iron ion transport.